AUGAAGUUCUUCACGACCUUUGCCACGACCGUCCUCGCGAUCGCCGCCUCGGCCAUUGCCGUCCCCGUCCAGCACGCCGCUCGCGAUGUUUGGGACCCCACCAUCCUCACCCCCAACGCCUCCACCGUCUGGGAGGCCGGCGCGAACGUGACCGUCACCUGGGAGACCGAUGACGCGCCCACGAACAUCUCCAACGGCGCCGCGAUCUUCCUGCGCGACAACACCACCCUCUACCAGCCCGCACUCGCUGAGGGCUUCGACCUCCGUGGCGGUAGCCAGGAUAUCACCCUUCCCGAGAACCUCACCACUGCCUCGGACUUCCGCAUCGUCUUGUUCGGCGACAGCGGUAACUGGUCCCCCGAGUUCACCGUCAUCGGAGCAUAA
Messenger RNA from Peniophora sp. CBMAI 1063, 384 nucleotides. NCBI's taxonomy places the organism in Eukaryota, Fungi, Basidiomycota, Agaricomycetes, Russulales, Peniophoraceae. The record is from the annotation of a GenBank genome assembly.